AUGGGUGACCGCAACCGUCCUCCUCCUUUCCCCUACACGCCCUAUUCAUCGUCCUCAUCGGGUUUUCAAGGUGAUGACUCUUCACUUACAGACUGGACUGUGCGCCGCUACUCCCAACCUUCUUUUGGGCCCCAGGUCAACACUACUGUCGAAACAGCCCCUGGUUUCUCUGAAGAUUCUCCUAGUACCUCCCGUGUCCCUGCUGGCGACCGGCCUUGGUCUUCCAAAGUGCCUAUACCCAGAUCAGCCAACUCGAGCCAAUGGACCAGUAGCGGAAGAGUCAGUCGGGCAUGCGAGAACUGUCGCGAGCAGAAAGCCAAAUGUAGUGGACACCGUCCAUCGUGUCAAAGAUGCCUGGAUACGGGCGCCCGUUGCUCGUAUGGCGAUCGAAAGCGGGAGAAAACGGCCAAGGAAAUAACAGAUCUAAAAGUUCAGGUGGCGGUCUUUGAGCGUUUGAUGCGUGAAAUAUUCCCAACGUUGGACCAUCAGGCUGCGCAGCAUGUCGAGAAGACACUAAAUGAAGUGAGAUAUUAUCUUCUGUCUCUGGGUUGUUUUUAUCCUAACAAAAACCCCCUCCAGAAUCAAUUCCAGAACAGAGACAAGUUCCUCCAUAGUCUUCGAAACUCGACAACCCCACCACCCCUUAUGAUGUCUGACAGCCCCCAUUCUUCGGGCCCUCUGAACGUUAUCCCGGCUUCCUCGUUGGGGGCAGCAGACUACACCGACGAAGACUUCAAUCGUGACGAGAAGGCCCAGGCUAUGGGGUUCGUAGGAGAGCACUCCGAGAUCGCAUGGCUUUACAGGUUGAAACGAGAGCUUGAGCAGAACCAAGGUAUGCCAGGGAAUCCGAGUUCAAAUCCACACAGAGAGGAUCGUCUUUCAGUUGCAUCCGUCAAUUUCUUCCUGGAUGACAAGAAAAUCCUCUUAGAGGGGUCUGAUGCAUCGCAACGGCCUUCUCAAGCGGUUGCUGAUAGUCUCGUGGGCAGCUACUUUGAGUCUGUGCACCCAUAUUUCCCAAUAAUUGGCAAGAUGCUCUUCCUGCAACAGUUCAAGUCAUACAAUGACAAUCCACGCUUGUGGCCAGGGAAGAGAUGGAUGGCGAUACUGAACCUAGUGUUCGCCAUUGCCGCGAAAUAUUCUCAACUUGCGCAGCAGAGCAUGGACCCUGGGUAUGAAGACCACAUGGUCUACUUUUCGAGGGCAUGGAAGCUUAGCAUGAGCAAUACCAUAUUGCUAGAUCAUUCAAAUUUGCAACAAGUGCAGAUAGAGGGACUGACAUCCUUUUUUUUUCUAGCUGUGGGACAAAUUAACCGGUCAUGGAGAAUUUGCAAUAUCUCUAUCCGUUCGGCUGUAACCAUGGGAUUGAACCUACGAAGCGAAGCAAACCACCCCGUGCGCACCUCGAAAGAAGCCCGCUACCGAGUCUGGUGGUCUCUUCAAACUUUGGAUAGUUUGCUCUCUGUGAUGACUGGGCGUCCCCCAAGCAGCAGUGAAGGGUUUUUCACCACGCCCCUUCCAGUGCCUUUUGAAGAGGAAGACUUCGGUUACGAAACGGUUACACAACUCAUCACUGACCACGAAGCCCGGACUAUUUUCAUGGAUAACUUGCUUCCAAAGGGAUCGGAACAGUCUACAGAAGAACAUACCAUAACACUGGAGGCUUCAGGGUUCCAAGUGCCAACCCCCCGGAAACAAUGCGAGCAAAUUGUUUCCAGUGCAAUGGAGUUUCUCUUCCCGAACAAUUCACUCUGCUUUCUAUACUUUGCCGACCUGACGAUGAUUAUGCGAGAAUCCGUUGACACAUUGUAUGCGCCGGGAGCUGCGUGGAACUCUUGGAGCGAAAUUGAACAGGCCGUCUCGGUUUUGAACAGCAAGACUGAAGCUUGGCUUUCUGGCCUUCCUGAAUCUUUUCAAUUCACCGGAGACCACGAAACUGGUUCUUCUGAGAGGCAAAGGUUGUGGCUAGCAUUCUGUUUCUACAGUACCAAGAUCAUUCUUUCUCAACCUUGCCUUCGGUGCCUUACUUGGCAACCCUGUGAGAGUGGAUUAUCUGAGAACUUCUCUGUUGCGAUGGCAGGCACCUGUGUUGAUUCUGCCAGGCAGAUGCUCGACCUCUUACCAGAGGAACCUGAUACUACCUGGCUCUACCGUCUAUCACCCUGGUCAUGCAUUUUGCAUUACAUCGUGCAGUGUACAACUGUUCUCUUGAUUGAUUUAUUCACUAGAGCUAAACCAGGCACCGUCGACUAUGCGAAGGCUUUACGACAGACCAGCAAGGCCUUAGCCUGGCUGCAAAAGAUGGCUGCAGCAGAUCCGUCCUCGGAAAGAGCUUGGCUCAUCUGCAAGGAUCUUUUCUCACACCAUGAUCCUGAAGUUCGUAUCAAGCAAGAGGAAUGA
Aspergillus wentii DTO 134E9 is the source of this 2397-nucleotide messenger RNA. Its product is annotated as putative C6 transcription factor. The transcript is spliced from 3 exons. NCBI's taxonomy places the organism in Eukaryota, Fungi, Ascomycota, Eurotiomycetes, Eurotiales, Aspergillaceae. Gene Ontology annotation, biological process: DNA-templated transcription; regulation of DNA-templated transcription. Gene Ontology annotation, molecular function: DNA binding; zinc ion binding; DNA-binding transcription factor activity, RNA polymerase II-specific. Bases 1 to 2397 code for a protein of 798 amino acids. The record is from RefSeq and is a predicted model, not a curated record.